AUGUACAUCCACUGGACCCACUACUAUCUUCCAAAAGUUUUUGGGGUACUAUCCUUCAUUCUGAAUCCAUUUUUCAUCUGGCUAAUACUCAAUGAAAACAUUACUGCUCUGGGAAGUUAUCGAUACCUGUUGGUCACCUUUGCCAGCUUUGAUAUAAUUUAUACAUUGGUGGAGUUAGCUGUACCUAUGUCUAUUUUUGGGACAGGGGCUGCUUUUGCAGUUUUUGUAUCCGGUGGGCCUUUUUAUGGGACAGGAAAACUUGGACAAUUUGCUCUCUCCGUCCGAUGUGGAUUCAUUUCUCUCUCAUACGGAAUCCUAGUUAUUCAUUUUGUCUAUCGAUACUCUGUAUUCACACAAAUAUCACAUCAAAAACUUGGUUUCUGGGCGCUUCUUGGUCUUUUCAUUUUCCUCAUUUCUCAUGGUAUUGUGUGGAGUUCAGUCUGUGAGCUUUUGCUCUAUGGAGAUCAAAAAGUUGCUGACUAUAUUUAUAAACAAUUCAUGAAGGAUUAUCAUGUUGAUUCACAUGGAUUAUUUUUUCUAAUGGGUUUAUUUUAUGAUGGAAGCUCUGAGAUUGUGAGAAGAAGCUGGGGUGGUAUUCUAAUUUUAACAGGGGUUUCUUUUUAUGCAGCGCCUCUUUAUUUCAUUCUCGCUUGGAAAAUUGUGAGAAAAUUAGCAAAUGAUAAUCCAGGAGUAUCAGUGAUUACACAGAAAUUGAACAGACAUUUAUUCAAAGCUUUAGUAGUUCAGACGCUCAUCCCAAUUUGCAUAUGCUUUUUCCCCUGUAUGGUCGCCUGGUACGGGCCUGCCUUUGGUGUCAACUUCGGAAAUUGGAGUCGCUAUUUGGGUGCUGUUGCAUUUUCUGCCUUCCCUGAUUUAGAUCCCCUCGCAAUUAUUUUACUGCUUCCCUACUAUCGUAACAAACUUUUUGGUAUCGCUAAGAAACCCAUAACUUUUUUGCACUCCGGUACUUCAACUGUCCGACCAAAUGUUGUGAGGCAACCCAUAUAA
Molecule: messenger RNA, 1008 nt
Organism: Caenorhabditis elegans
Lineage: Eukaryota; Metazoa; Nematoda; Chromadorea; Rhabditida; Rhabditidae
Gene: srj-10
Product: Serpentine Receptor, class J
Exons: 5
Coding region: 1-1008 (335 amino acids)
Source: RefSeq, marked reviewed